Messenger RNA from Aedes aegypti (yellow fever mosquito), 993 nucleotides. RefSeq names its product dnaJ homolog subfamily C member 30. NCBI's taxonomy places the organism in Eukaryota, Metazoa, Arthropoda, Insecta, Diptera, Culicidae. The coding region runs from base 134 to 844 and encodes 236 amino acids. The record is from RefSeq and is a predicted model, not a curated record. The transcript has a single exon.
UCUGACAGUUCUGACAUAACAUCUGUUGUUCCAAUCGUCAGCUUGUUUUGGUUGGUAGAUUUUUACGUAAAACAUUGAAAAAUGAACAUUUUUUAAAUUGCACAAAUAAACCAAUUUUGAACUACGUUUGGAGAUGAGCAUUUUCAAAUCUUCAAACGUAAUAAACAGUAUCCUCAACCAAAGCAAGUUGAAUGUGGAAAAUAGUGGCAAAAGUGCAGCUUAUCUAGUGGUGCAUCGAUGCAUAAGUUUGUGCAAUAUCCUGCAGCGCUCGCAUUACGAUUCUCUCGGAUUGACUCCAGGUGCAACCCAGAAUGACAUCAAGCAAGCUUACUACAAGCUAUCGAAGCUAUACCACCCGGACAAGAACAAAGGCUGUGACAACGCAGCGGACAAAUUCCGCUCCAUUACCGAGGCCUACGAGGUGCUAGGAAAUUACCGACUUCGAAAGUUGUACGAUAAGGGAAUACUUCAUACUGCGGGUCGGCAAUAUGCCCAGCACCAACCGGUCGAAAGAGAACCGGAAGAAGACGAUCCGCAGACCCGCUUCUACAAGAAACGUAUGACCCGGGCGCACGUCCCAACGGCAUCGGGGCGGACACCUAUCUACGAUUUUGACGAGUGGUCCCGCAACCAUUAUGGGAAAAACUUCGAACGAAAGAAAGCAGCCGAUGCCAAGUUUCGCGCCAAAGCAGAGCGGGAAAGCCAAAUCGACUCGCACGUCCUUCAAGGAUACGUGGUUUACGCGAUGGUUGGCGUUGCCAUGUUCUAUGGCUUGAUACUGUUGAACGAACGUUCUCACGAUACGCCAAAGGCGCAAGAGAGGACAUCGGAUGAUAAAAAGUAGAAUAAAGGUACAGUAAUUGGUAGUUUGAGUCCAAGGCGACAAGUAAUGUAAAUAAAUGAAAAUGCUUUUAAAGCACUAUGGAAAAAUGUUAAAACUUAGUCCUUAUACAAAUAAAGCUUAUUUAUAGACAAAUAUCUCUGAUUUCAUAA